AUGCUGUCCGGCAUGGAGAUUGAUGAGAUUCAAUGCAAGUUCCCGAGAAUCGCCAAUGGCAGCCGGAAGAUGGACGGCCAGUUCCCGGACGAGGAGGAGGACGGCGAGAAUAAGAAAGCCGUCGCCGCCGCCGCCUCCGCCGUCGGCGGCGGCCUGCUCGGGGGCGGGGUGGGGCGUUUCUACGGGUGGCCGUCGUCGCGAAUUGUGAGGGUGUCGCGGGCCUCCGGCGGGAAGGACCGUCACAGCAAGGUGCUGACUUCGAAGGGCCUCCGGGACCGGCGGGUCCGGCUGUCAGUGAACACGGCGAUUCAAUUCUACGACCUGCAGGACCGGCUGGGUUACGACCAGCCGAGCAAGGCGGUCGAGUGGCUGCUCAAGGCGGCGGCCUCCUCCAUCGACGAGCUCCCUCCGAUGAGAAGCCCCUUCCCGGACACUCCCUGCAGGCAGACGAGCGACGAGAAGCGGUCCGACGGCGGCGGCGGCGACCACCAGCUCGGACUCGACUCCGGCGGCGGAGGAAUAGAUCCGAGCUUCCCCCAGUCGCAGGCGACGAAAUCCUCCGCCUGCAGCAGCACGUCGGAGACCAGCAAAGGCUCCGGCGGCCUCUCCUUGUCCAGAUCUGAGAGCCGUAUCAAGGCCCGACAACGGGCCAAAGGACGAGUCGCCGAGAAGGAGAAGGAAAAGGAGAACGACUCGUCUCUUUCCGGCGGAACACUGAACCACCACAUUUCCCAAACCACUUCCUUCACGGAGCUGUUGAGCGGAGGAAUUGGCACUGUCAGUAACCACACGAACACCUCCGGCGAAGGGGGCGCCGUCGCCGGCAACCCGUCGAAUUUUUUCCUGAAAUCGCCGAGAAACUGGUCCUCGACCCCGAUGGACUACUUCGCCUCCGGCCUCUUGGGCCCGCCGGGGCAGAUGAACCCGUUCGCUCCGGUGGCCUCGCCGAUGUUCAGCGUGGCGGCGGCGGCCGACCACCACCACCCGGAGCUCCAGCAUUUCACCUUCGUCCCGGAUUUGACGGCUGCCGGCGGAGGAAACAACCUGAACUUCAGGAUCUCGCCGUCGUCCGGGAACUCGUCCGGCGAACUUGCUGGCUACAAUAGGGGGACCCUUCAGUCCAAUUCCUCUCCUCCGCCGUCACUGUUGCCUCAGCUCCAGAGAUUUUCCGAGGGAACUUCACAGGGCUUUUACCUGGAAAACCACCAUCAACACCACCACCAGUUCCAGUCGGGCUACGAUGCCCGUUUGCAGCUAUGCUAUGGUGAGGCCAAUGUCAAUGAAAAUAAUUCCGGCAGCCACUCCGGCCAGAAGGGGAAAGGCAAGAACUGA
Messenger RNA from Striga asiatica, 1332 nucleotides. The record is from the annotation of a GenBank genome assembly. Lineage: Eukaryota; Viridiplantae; Streptophyta; Magnoliopsida; Lamiales; Orobanchaceae.